AUACAUCAAUGUUGAACUUUUAAGCUUGGUACAUUCAUUUAUGUUUUCUCUUCUGAACUUUAAAAUGCAUAUAUAUUUUAACUAAUAUGAGUACUGACUUUUUAAAAAUUGUAACAAAUGUAAUAAUUUCGUUGACAAAAAAGUAACAAUUUCAAAUUUAUUUGAUUAUACAAAAACUAUGUACUUUGUAAAAUACGAGAAGGAAAAGUAAUAAUAAUGGUGAGAAUCUUUGUUUUGGUGGGAGACAGAAUUAUAAAGUCACCAAUUAGUCUCCACAAACCAUUAUAUAUGUGAAUAUCCAGCUAAUUGGUUUAAUAUUAAUGCAGAUUUAGGGCAUCUCCAUCUCCAUCUCCACUGCAUAAUUUACUCUAAAAAUGAAAUGAGAAAUGGAGUAUAAACAAAAAAUAAAAAAAAAUUCUAUUUAUGGAAUAAUCGCUUUUUUUGUUUUUUCACUAUUUUAUUUUCCACUCCAUUUCACAGUAAAUUAUGGAGUGGAGAUGGAGAUGCUCUUAUACCAAAGAUUCAUGGAUACAGUCCAUCAAUAUUUUAUUUUAAGAGGUACUAAAACCUAGUGCAUGUACCAUAUAGGGAUAUUAUCAUUUAUAAUUUACAAAGAACAUCUUUAACUUCACUUUGUUUUUAUUUCAAAUUUAAUUUUAAAGUGAAGUAUUUUUAAGAUAUUUUAUUUUCAACUCUAUAGUACUAGAAGACAAAUAAAACUAGAGUAUUAUUCAAAAAUGGAGUAAAUAUAUUCGUUUAUUACUCUAUUUAAAUUAAUAACAUUAAAAGAAAACUCAUCUCCAUCUAAACAUAUUAUUAUUUGAAUAAAAUAAACAAAUUAAUACAUUUAAAUUUAUAUUGCUCUACAUGCAAGGAAAAAGGAACUAAACCGAAAACUACUAUUUUCAAGAUCUUAAAUUUAUCACUUUCUCUAUUUACUUUUCUCCCUUUCUUCAGCAAGAAGCAGUCUCUCCCAGCUUUUUUUUUUGUUUAUCUUCUUUUUAUCUAUUUCAAAUAAUGUUGGUCUUUUGUAAAUUAUUGGGCGAGAGGUUUAUCUUUAAUAUACUUUAUGCAGCCUUAUUUAGUUAUUCAGAUUCUUUUUUUUUUGUUUACGAUAUUUUAAACUGAAUUUGAAUCCUCUUUUUGACUAAUUAGUAAAUAGUCGUUGAGAAAACAGUGAAAACACAGAUUAACGUUCUUGCGAAAUACCUAAUAAAGUUUUUGCAAAAUAAAUGUUUGAUACUGUUUUCUUUUAAUCAAGUUUAAUACUCAAAUAUAUAACCACAUGAUAUCAGAGUGAACUCUCUUCAUAUUAUUUCUCCUUCUCAACCAACUCCGUAACUAGAGAAGAUGAACAUCAUUGAAGCAGCUUUCUUCCUCUGCUUCAUUUCAUCUUCUAAUGUGCACUUCGCCGGAGCUACUAAACAAACAGCCGGUAACAUCACGCCGUCGGAGAACCCAUUCACACCCAAAGCCUCACUGAUACGUUACUGGAACAAGCGCAUCAACGGCGGCUCACCACCACCUUCUUUUUUCCUCUCCAAGGCGUCCCCAUUAACGACCGUAGACUCCACGCGCUUCGCCUCACUCGCUUCACGCCACGCGCUCGACACUCGCCUCUCCGAUUUCUGCACCGCCGCGAAGCUCUUCUGUUUCCCUGAGCUCGCCGCUCACUCCGUAACCGAGAAGCACGGCGAUGACGUCGGUUUCUCCGUUUACAGCGACAAAAACUUCACCAACUACGGCUCCGACCGUCUCGCCGGAGCCGACACGUUCAAAAAUUACUCCGGCGGGGACAACAUCGGCGUCGACUCUUUCCGACGUUACAGCCGAGACUCCGCCGGACACGACGAUGGGUUUACAAAUUACGCCGGAGAAGUCAACGUCGCCGACCAGAGCUUCACCACUUACGCCACCGGCUCCACCGGCGGCUCCGGCGACUUCACGAACUACCACACGAACGCAAACCAACCCAACGGAAGAUUCACUUCCUACUCCGACGAAGCGAACGGCCGGUCACAGUCCUUCACGGCCUACUCCGAGAACGCAAACUCCGGCGCUCAGACGUUCACCAGCUACAGCAAAAACGGCAACGGAGCUCCGAACGGGUUCUCGGGUUACGGAUCCGGGUCAAACGUGGUAAAAUCUGGUUUCUCCGGGUACGGGGAGACCUCAAACGGAGCUAACGACACGUUCACGAGCUACGGCGGCGACGGGAAUCUCCCGGUGAACGAUUUUAAAAAGUACGGCGAAGGAGGAAACGGCGCCGUUUACGGGUUUAAGAGCUACAGAGACCAGUCCAACAUCGGAGCUGACUCUUUCUCUUCAUACGCCAAAGAUUCACACAACGAGAAGGUCAAUUUCGUAAAUUACGGCAAAUCAUUCAACUUGGGCUCCGAUGACUUCACCGGCUACGGCCAAGGCGACGACGGAGGGAACGUCAGCUUCAAAACCUACGGUCAAGGUCCGAGUUUCAAAGCGUACACUAAAGACGGCGUCGUUUUCGCGAGGUACUUUAAUAACGCGAGCUCCAGUGGCAAAAGGGUAAAUAAAUGGACAGAGCCGGGUAAAUUCUUCAGGGAGUCUAUGUUAAAAGAAGGGACUUUGACGCAAAUGCCAGAUAUUAAGGAUAAAAUGCCUAAAAGGACGUUUUUACCCCGAACCAUAGUUUCAAAAUUAUCGUUUUCAUCUUCUAAGACCGGGGAGGUAUGGAGAAUCUUCGGCGCCGGCGAGAACUCGUCGAUGGCGGGGAUAAUCUCGUCGGCGAUUUCCGAAUGCGAGAGACCGCCAAGCUACGGCGAGACGAAGCGGUGCGUGGGAUCGGCGGAGGACAUGAUCGAUUUCGCCACGUCAGUGCUUGGACACGGCGUUGUGGUGAGGACGACGGAGAAUGUCGUUGGGUCAAAGAAGAAGAUCGUGAUCGGGAAAGUCAAAGGAAUCAACGGUGGAGAUUUAACUAGAGCGGUUUCAUGUCAUCAGAGUUUGUACCCGUAUCUACUGUAUUAUUGUCAUUCGGUACCUAAGGUGCGGGUCUACGAAGCGGAUCUUCUUGACCCGGAGAGUUCAGAGAAGAUUAAUCAUGGUAUUGCCAUUUGUCACAUUGACACGUCAGCGUGGAGUGCAAGUCAUGGAGCGUUUGUGGCUCUAGGGUCUGGUCCUGGUAGGAUUGAAGUUUGCCAUUGGAUCUUUGAGAAUGAUAUGACGUGGACUACUGUUGAUUAAGGCUUUGGACAGCUUUUGUCGUUCGGAUAAUAUUUACUACUGAGUUUUGCUUCAUCGUUUUUUUCUCUUUUUGCAGAUUUUUUCUCUUUUUGCAUCUUAAAGCUUCCAUUCUUAUUUUAUAGUAUAUUCGUAAAAUUAAGAUUGAAGUUGAGAGAGUCAAUACAUGAUUAUUUGGUUUUAACAGGAAAAUAGUUUUUGUCACGUGAUCUGCAAGAUUAGGCUUAUGUUCAAAACCAAAGUCAGUUUCUUGCAAGCCAAGCAUUUAUCAUAUCUAUCAUAUCCGCCAGCAACACAAUCGUUUGCCAGCUUGUAAAGUAACCGUGUUCAGACAACGCUACUCCAAGAUCUCUUACACGGUGUAAUCCACUUACUCAAAGAAAUAUAGCUUUGUUGCUCGAUCUUCAGCAGUUUUCUCAAAGUAUAGAGUUUUCUGAAAAGUAGGAGAAAGGGAAACGACCCUAUAACUCAGACCUCUCCAACUCAUGUGAAAACACCAAUAUGAUGCCACAUUAUCUGUACUAAUGUAGCGACAGUGUCACUACUUCCAUGACGUAAUUGCUUCACAAAAUCAACCAUUAUGAUGGCAGAACACAGUGCAUCGGCUACAGCAUCUACUUCUCAAGGAUUUUAACCUUAACUAGAUUUUGACCCGCGCUUGGAAAGCGCGGAUUUGUUUUUGUAAUUAAAUAUAUUGUAAACGAAUUUCUAUAUAAGAUAGUGUAUAAGUUUGAACACAUUUAUCCAAAACCACGGACCAAACCGUACCAAGCUGAAAAACCAAAAUUGAAUUGAAUUGCAUAAAUAAUAUAGCAAAUCAUAAAUCUAUGACUGAAAAAUUGAAACCCAACCGAGAACCAAAUGAGUACCUGAAUUUUUAAAUAAAAAUUAUAUAUUUAAAAAUAUUAAUUACAUUCAAUUUUUAAAUAAGCACAUAUCCUAAAAAUACUAUUUAUAAACCGGAUAACACGAAAACUUGAAUUACCCGAAUAUUUUUAUUUGGUUGAUAAAUAAUUUAGUUAACCAAAAGUAUAAUUUAUGUAUAUAAUUAUUUAUUUCAAAUAUAUAUAACUAUGUUUAAUAUAACACAUAGUAUCAAAACUAUUUUCAAAAUAAUAUUAUGUUUUAAAAUAAGUAGAUUUUGUUCUAAAACACAAUUCUACUGCUAACAUGUUUUAAAGUAUCGAUAUAGUGUUAAUAAAUAACAAAGUGUUUUCAAAGUUUUAGAAGUUAUCACUAACCGAUUUAUAAUUGGUUAGACUAAAUAUCUAACAGAACCGAAGAUAAAUAGUCAUUUUCUGAAAAUAUAGCAGAUGGAAAGAUUGAACCGGUUUUAUGUAGACCAUAAUCAUAUCUAUGGAUUUUUAUAGGAACUGGUUUGGUAUUAAAAUAAUACAACCAACUUGGAAUAUUAAGUUGUGACAAACAUCGUUUAGUUUGUGAAUGAUAAUGUUGAAGUGUUCAUAUAUAUAACAUGGUUAAUGAAAUCAAUUUAGUUAAUAAGGUUAGUAUAAAAUAAUGAUUCAUCUCUGUAAAAAAUAUAUUUUUUACAAUGGAUAUUAUAUUUUGUUUAUAGUCUUCGAAGGUAUUAUCUAUUAAAUAAAUCACAAGUAACCAUAUACUAUAUAAAUAUAGGGUGGACAUUAUUUAAUAUUAGCUCAAAAUAUUUACGAUGGAAUAAUGCGUAUAUAGUAAACGUAUAAGUAGAUAAUUAGGUUAGUACCAUUUUUUAUGAUUAAUUUUCUUUUAAUGAAGAAUAAUUAAGUUAGUAGUAUGAGAAAUAAUAGGAAUUCUAGUUAAAUGAAAUGGUCCAACUAUGACUUGUUUUAAGUAGAUUUUUUAGGACUCCUUCCCUUUUAAUAGUAUUGAUACCCCUAGAUCCAGAAGACGAGUAACCAAAGAAAGUCAGGAGAGAAGAAUCAUCAUCAUCAUCACUUACUACCAGAAUUUUUAUCAAUGUUAGGAGUUCCCUGAAAUUGCAUAACAUAAAUACUUUCAUAAUCUUGGCAAGAGCAAGAUCCAUCUGCGAACGAAACAAGUCCUAACACAAUAACAUUAUAAUUGAGUAACAUUUUUAAUCUACUGUGUUUGUCAAACUAUAGAAUCAGUUAAGUUAGUUAAAAAAUGUUAUCUCUGGCUUUUUCAAGUGGUCUAGCAUCAGGUCGGAUAGAUUCAGAGAGAUGGCUUUGAGUUAUUUUAGUAGAUUGAGAUUAACUAUAAUGAUGACGUAUGUGGGCAUUAGUGCGUUGAGCUUAGAAACGGCAACGUAUAGAGUAUGUGAGGUUUUGUUUAUUUCGUCCCACAUCGUCAAAUAAUAGGAAACUUUUACUGUUUAUAUAUCAGAGAGAUGGAAGUGAAGGUCACGACCUUACUUGAACAGGAUCUGUUCUAUAGGCUCGUACCUCUGUAUCCUUGAUUUCUAAGGAGACAGGCCCCUAAACCUGGUUGAUGAAUCAUGGCCGUGCGAUCUGAGUGUGAUUAACGGCUACGAUUCUCUCCUAUGAGUCUCUGCGCUGUAGAGGAUCGCUAUCCGGUUUGGCCUUGCCCUCUCCGGGGUGGUUGCACGGUUGUCUGACAGGCCCUUCUUUUUU
This is a messenger RNA of Brassica rapa (field mustard), 5810 nucleotides long. Its product is annotated as polygalacturonase 1 beta-like protein 2. The record is from RefSeq and is a predicted model, not a curated record. NCBI's taxonomy places the organism in Eukaryota, Viridiplantae, Streptophyta, Magnoliopsida, Brassicales, Brassicaceae.